GCCCAUACAUAAUGAAAGCCCGCGGCAUUGGCUUUACCUCGCUUCAGUCGCUUUGUUCUCUCGCAUGGGUAUGCUUCUAGGGUCAAUGCUGCUACGGAGACGGUAGCCUGCUGCGCGCGCAGCCACAGCAGCCCGCUUUAGAAUGUCUGUGCUCACCGUAUGCGACCUUUUCCCAAAACACUCAGCUUUACGCCGGGCAAGGCGGGGAUCUGCAGCGCUCAUAAGUAGUACUCGUGCCUCGUUGUCGCCGUGCUGAACUCGCCGUCCGCCAUCUGCUUUCUCCCAUAACCUUAAGCUUGUGCCCCAUCCUCGCCACAGCAAGCCUCCCGAGUCUUCAUCCACGCAUGGUCUCAGACACGAAUCCUUUCCGAAGCCGAGCGGCUUCUUCCACUGUAACUGGAGAUUCUCAGUCGAGUGGCGGUAGCACGCGGUCUGCGCGAGAGUCAGGACAGGGACGCUCGCCUUCCCCUGAUCUACCACCGGAGGUCCCAGAACGCACCGUUCCACCUCCUUUGCCGCCGCGCGACUCGAGCUCUAACCAUCAUCUACCUCCGGACGACCUCAUCUCAGAGGAGCUGCCGCCUGCAUAUACUCCGGCGCCGGACGUCCUGCAUGGAGAGACGACCAUCGAGAUCGGGCCCCGGCGGCCCUUCCAACAACCCCAGACCGUGCCUCGUGAAUACCUCUCUCCUGCGGAUUGGGGGCGCGGACACCGGCCCAGCGCAUCAACUGCAGACUGGGGACAAUAUCCUGGACAUGGCCCGGGACAUGGCGGGGCGAUCCCGAGGCAUUCGUCGCUAACGCGAGACCGCCCGCGCACUGCUCCCGGCAACGCUCCUCCCUCAGGUCCCUUGUCGGACUUCGCACGAGAUUUCUAUACUGCUGCGGGUGGUGGAAAUGGCGCACAGGCUGGUGCGGGCGGUGACGAUGGCGACGAUGGGCGACCGACGCCUACGCCCAAGCCGGGCCACCCUCUCAUGCGGAACGGACGGGUGCUGGUCUACCCCGCUCUAUACGAGUGUCACAGAUGUCACAACGUAGGCUAUCGGAACAACGAUCCCACAACGCCGUGCCACAAGUGUUGGGAGAAGUACGCGCGCCCGUUCUCCGGCCCCCUGACUUCCUUGGACUGGAAGAUUGCACAUGUUCCUUCUGGUGCACGUCUCAGCUACCAGCGACCGCUGCCACGCUUCACGCCGCCGCACUUAUCUGGUUCGUCCGCGCCGCACUCUCGGUCAGCGUCUCUCGCGCGCCCACCCGGAGGCUACUCCGGAGGCAGUUCCUCUCGCGUCAUCCCCGUUGCUGGUGGGGGUAUCCCGACGGGGCUAUACCUCGAUGCUGCGCAAGGUCGGGCCCCGCCCACGGUUAGGGUGGCUGAGAACCCGCCAGCGGGUGCGACGAUCUUGCGUCCUGGAGACCCGAGGCUGGGCGGACGCUUAUGUUGGAGGUGUGGUGGGUCUGGAAUCACCACAUUUCUCAUCUUCGACGAGCAGAAUUGCUCCGUGUGCGACGGUAUUGGGCGGACAUUCGUGUAGGUGGCCCCCGUUAGUACACAACAUACUGAUACUGCACAUACGCCAAGCUAUCUCUACCAAUAUCUGAUGCUUCAACAUUCUCUUGCUUUACCCUUACAUGCUACCUGUGACAUAACCACCUCGUUGUACUACGUACCUGUAAUGCUAACAUGUAUCAUUGUGACCGAAUGGCAGACAGUGGGCACAA
This is a messenger RNA of Rhodofomes roseus, 1722 nucleotides long. RefSeq lists its product as uncharacterized. Bases 345 to 1535 code for a protein of 396 amino acids. The transcript is spliced from 2 exons. Gene Ontology annotation, cellular component: cytoplasm. Lineage: Eukaryota; Fungi; Basidiomycota; Agaricomycetes; Polyporales; Fomitopsidaceae. The record is from RefSeq and is a predicted model, not a curated record.